CCGCGGGCGACUCAUUCCCGUAAUGGCCGCCGUCUGGCGUUGUCAGUGAGCGUGCGAGAGCCCGUCGCGAGAAGUUGUGUUACGUCGGGAAGCGUACGAGUCGCGAUCGCGGUGAUUUUGCGUGUGACGAGAACAGAUCGCUCGCGAGGCGAAUGGUGACAAUCAAGUACGAAGGUGAGUGCGCGGUGUGUCCGUGAUAUCGCGAUUGAACCCGCGCCGGCGGCGAUUUAAAAGCGAGCGACUAGAGCUCCGUGCAGUGUUGUGUGCUACCCCUCUCUCUCUCUCUCUCUCUCUCUUACCCUCCGUCUGUCUGUUUACCCGAAGCAUCGACCGUGACGAGUGUCAGCGACUUGUCCGAAAAUCGGUGACGCGCGUCUAGCUACCUGUCAUCGUGAACGCGAGACGCGCCGAUGUACGCCUCGCACGGCGGAUGCGCCGCCGCCACUGACGCAACGGCGUCGGCGGGCUUCCUUGCCUCGCCGCCGAAAGAUGGUAAACACAUCGAGUGACAGCGUGCGCGAGUGAGGAAACGGCCGUUUUGACUCGUCCGUAUCAUUCGGUCGCAUUGCGAGUUUGACUGUGCGAUCAAUCUACAAAGGAAAGAAAGAGAGAGAGAACGUGUCCAGUAGGGCCGCGGGCCCGAAUUCCUCACGUGGUUCAAGGUCGUCUAAAAGCAUCCAGACGUCACGAGCGAACGAACGAGCGAGCGAGCGCUGCAAGGCGACGCUUUCCACGCGGCACCGCGCGAGAGAGCUGUCAGCAGUGAACGCGUCGCGAGAUUUUUUCCCUGAAUCUUUUCGUCUCAGGACCAGAAAACUGCUUCGGAUAUGAGGACACUGUGCGUAACAACAAAACCCGAUGUACUGAGGAUCUGAAUCAGCCUACGUGGAUUCGCCCGCUGACGACGAGAGGAGAACCAUGCCAAAUUCCGGUGCCGCGUUCUUCCUACGCUUCGCGUUUGCGAUUAUGUGACGUUAUCCCGCAGUGCGCGACUGCAAGGAUAACUUGUGACCGACCGACUGUGAUUUCAACGUGCGACGCCACUGCCAAAAAAAAGGGGGAUACAAACUCGCGCCGAUCGCGAAAUUGCGUGUCUUCGUCUUGUUUGCUUCCUACGCCUUCCAAUCUGUUUUCUUGAGGACAAGUGUCUUCCACGUUAUACCAAAAACAUUCACUAUUGUCUCGCUUCGAGAUCCCUACGUCUUCCGCGAGUUUCUUGACGAGUGAACCGAGAGGACCAUCGACUUCUUUGAAUUUCGCUUGAAGCGCAUUCGAGAUAUAAGGCACAAAGGAAAAUCGAUCUUAUCUUCUUCCGCUGAUGAAGAUACCAUGACACCGAGUGAUUCAUGAAUAUUUCUCUACCGGAUCACGAACAAAUUGUCUUCUAUAUCAUAUUCUAGACUGCGUUCAAAGGCAUUUUGCAUUAUUACAAGAAGCUUGCAACAUUUAUCAUUGAUCAUCGCUUAAAUAUAUCUAAAGCGUAUUGUCGUCUUCACGUUCAUUUGUGAUUCGUACAAUCGCUUGUCCUGCGAUCCGCGAUCCUUGUUCGCGGGGAUUACGGCAGGACGACGCCGCGACGACCGUCGAGGGGCGCUUUGUCGAGCCGGCCGCGUGUGAUGCGGCGCACGCACGGUCGCUGCUGUUGCUGCUGUCUCGCGUCAGUUUGCGCGACCGCCUCGUCGCGAUAACGGCGAAGAUGUUCGGGAAAGUGCCGCCGUCGAAUACGCCAGGUCCGCCUAAUAAUAACAGCGGCCAAAUGUCAGCCAAGUCGUGCGCCAGGCCGGCACCGACGGGCACGACGACGUCGUGUCUGCCGUGCUUCUCGGCGGAGGAGACGCCGACGGUGGGCGCCGAUGACAAAGCGAGACCUUGGCGACCGACGAAGGACAGCGCCGGUGAUUCUACCGCGGUGGUUUCCGAGGCUCCCUGCAACUCCGUGCAAUCACCCAUCACUUUGACAGACGCCUCGUCCACGAUGGAGCUUCCGAGACCCUGCAGGACGGACACGACGAUCUGCGCCUCUGCCUGCCCGAAGAUCUCGGCCAAGUGUUCGCCCAAAGAAGCGCCGGUGAGCAGGAGUCAUGCCAACGCGACACAAAAGUGUCCCAUCGACCAAAAUUGCCAGAGUUUUUCGAAGACCAUGGCGCCUAGCACAGGCAGAUCGCGAAGACCGCAAUCCACCUCGACCGUGGGAAGUCUCGCUGUCGAAUCGUGUACAAAGGACUGUGCGAAAGCUGCGAAAAAAAUUGUUAUUAGCCGAGAGCCUGCGAGCGGCAAGGAACAUCAGACGACGAGUGGCAGCAGGACGACGUGUAGCGAGCAGCAGUCCAAGUGCUCUCAGGGAUACGCCAAGUUAUCUUCCGCGAAGUCUUCCGAAAUAAUCCACCAUCCGUCGCUGUCGGGCGCGAAAAGACCCAGCGAGGACGAGAACCUCUUUGUGGACGCGUGCGCGAAUUAUUCCGCGACUUCGUGUGCGACUUCGUCGAAUGGCGCGUCUGGCGUGUCAGCUAACGAGCUGUUGUACGCGCAAAAACCGGUGUCGAGGAUAGUCGACGUGAAAGACGGUGCCGGUGAUGCCGCGACGACCUGCGAGGAUGACUCGUGUGCCGGUGACUUCGUCACCUCGAUGCCGUCCAAAGACUGGAUGCGGAGAAUCACCAACGACGCGCUGCAGCAGAACUGCUACUUGCCGCAGGACAUGCCCACGGAGCUGCAGUUGUCGUCCUCGCCGAAAAACUACAGGGAGCUCAAGGAGAAGUGUCGCGAUCCACUAGUGUGGCGGCCCACAGAGAUGACGGAAAGUGCGGUACACGGACUGACGAUGUGCUCGGGCGAGACGUUUCAGGAUACGAGCUCGAAGAGGCGCACCGGGGCGUCUUGCCAGGCGCUCAGACACGCUGUCGCCUCGUUGAAUCGUUUGGAUGACUUUUACAUGGAGAAGAUAGGCGCAGGCUUCUUUUCGGAAGUCUACAAGGUUACUCAUAAAGUGACAAGUCAGGUGAUGGUGCUCAAAAUGAAUCAGCUGGCGGCGAACAGGCCGAAUAUGCUCAAGGAAGUUCAGCUUAUGAACAAGCUCAGCCAUCCGAACAUACUCAGGUUUAUGGGAGUGUGCGUGCACGAAGGCCAGCUGCAUGCAUUAACGGAGUACAUUAACGGCGGCAGCUUGGAGCAGCUGAUCAUGUCGCGGCACACGCCGCUGCCGCAUCUCGUCCGGAUGAAUCUCGCGAAGGAUGUGGCCCGCGGCAUGGCCUACCUACACAGUCGCGGCCUUUUCCAUCGUGACCUCACGUCGAAGAACGUGCUAAUCAAGAAGGACGAGUGCAGCCACGAGAUGACUGCGGUAGUAGGUGAUUUCGGACUGGCCGCGAAGAUACCCGAUCCCAGCACGGGCUAUCGGCUGAGCACUGUCGGUAGCCCCUACUGGAUGUCGCCCGAGUGCUUGAAGGGCCAGUGGUACGACCACAGGUCCGACGUCUUCUCAUUCGGGAUCGUGGUGUGCGAACUGAUCGGCCGGGUGCCCGCGGAUCCGGACGUUCUGCCACGCUCAGAUAACUUUGGCCUCGAUUACCUGGCCGUGGCGGAGAUCUGCGCGGCCGCCGAUCCGCCGCCCGCCUUCCUGCAGCUCGCCUUCAACUGCUGUACAUACGAACCAAAGUCCAGGCCGACCUUUCCGGAGAUCACGGCCAGCCUAGAGACCAUGAUAGCGGCCUUCGAGGAAGAGCUAAAGAACAACAUCGGUAAACGACAGUCCACCGUCGAUCCGACGCUGAUGUCCAGCAUGGACGAGAUCGCGCGCGAGGGACGCACGACGAAACGGCGCACCGCGAAGCUCAGGAGCCAGUCGGCGGACGCGAGAGGCUGCGACAACGCGACGCCGUCGGACAAGGCGAGGUGUCACUCGGCCAGGCGGGUGGCUGAACUCGCCAGCCGGCGGGAUCCGCAUUACAGGCCGAUGACUGCAAACCCGUUCCACGCGUUGGGCGGCGUGAAGAAGAUUCUCGGCGACCUGUUCUCCAGCUGCCUGGAACUGCCCUCGCUGGAGGACGUGCGGCCCAGCGUGACUGACGGCGCGUGCGGCAAGUUCAAGCCCGCGCAAAACGACAGCAUUGCCAAGAUCCUGGACAGAAAAAAGCCGAGCUCCGAACCGAGCAGUCCUACGGCCAGGAAGAAGUGGGAGAGGAAGGUCGCUACUAAGGUAGGCGCCGCGAGCCUGUUCGCCCAUCCGCUCUUUCGAGAUGGCUGGGAGCCACGCAGACGGGGUAGCUGCGAGUCGGGUUUCUGGAGCUGCGUCGGCGAGGAUCUGAGCCCAGAGCCGCCGAACCGACGGCACACGUCGACUCUCAGCAGCUCGGCGGCGAGUAGUCUGUUUCUGUUGGACGACCAUCGGACCAGCUCGAUCUACACAGACUCAUCCGAGGACAUCGCCAGUCUCGGUGGCGGCGAUUCGUGCUGGGAGGAACGACUAAGCGGCAUCGGCUCGUCGAGCAAAACCAUCUCGAAGAUCGUCGAGUACUUCGAGAGGAAGCAGGCGAUGGCAGGUAGACUCGGCGAUCACGGUGACACCGCUGGUCCUAGCCGCCUCACUCUGCUGCGCGCCAGUCUGGAAGGGCCCGUGCCCAUCAGCAGCAUCUCGGCCGCGCAGCGGCUCGUCGUAUGCGAAGGUGCCGUGCGCAGCAAACUCGCAUUAUUCGACAAAAAGUGAUAUUACGCGUGAUCUUGCGCGCGAGUCGGCCGGCGGUUUCUUAUCGUUUUUUCUACAACGCUCGGACGGCGCUCGCGUGAGAAGAGCAGUGAAGCGCGAUGCGGGUUUCGGGGUGGGCUCGGCAGAGGCUCGUUGUCGUGCGCGGCGACGGCGGGUAUCCUCAGACAUUACGCGAUAAUUAAAUGUAAACAGCGUGUUCUUAUAUAUAAUUUAAGAGUGAAGAGCAAAUGGCAGUUAAAGAUACAAUAGCAAUCGAUUUUAUUGCGCAUGAAAGAUUAGGGCGGGAGAGAAGAGGAUCGCAGCAUCGGCGCGUCGGAGAUCGAUCGUAUGCGGCUUGUUAGCGGGAUAUUGUUGAUACACGCGCGCGGCGUGCUGACCGAUACUUCUCUAAAAACCUAGUAACCUGACUGUGAUGUUUUUUGAUAAUCUACAUACAUACAUACAUUAUUGAGCUGUACGACUGAAAUUUGGCGGAGCCAUCAGCACACAGGAUCUUUUAUAUGCAACACGAGUCGCGUUUCAUGUACUUGGGCUAUAACGAUGCGUCGUUCGGAAGGAAAGAGAUAGAGAAAGAAAGAGAGAGAAAGAGAGGACGAAGCAAUAACGAAUUUCGUUUGAAAACUGCGUUCGAGAUUAGCGCUGGCGUAGCGCUAAUCGGUUAUUCGCGAUCGACACACCUUUUGCAGUGCCUCGCAGUUCCUAGUAGCCAUCUCCGUCCUUAUGCACACGAACCGUGGAUACUACCGGAAGGGUUUAGCUAUUCAGAUCGACGACGCUGGUAUGGAUAAGAGCGAAUUCCUUUUGUUUAAGUCGAGUGGGCGAAUCGCCGGGUCAAAAGUUCUUAUAUCUCGCUAUUCUUAGUUUUCAGAUUGAUUCGAUUAACGUCGUCAAGUCUUGGCUCAUACUUUUUCUUAUAAUGCGUUAGCAAUCCUGUCGAGCUAUUUUUUUGUUUUGAAAGUUAUUGGCUUAUUGUUGCAGCCAUGUUGGAUUUAGUUUUGCUAUAUAAAAGGAAUAAUUUGGUCGAAUGUCCACUACUCGUAUUUGAAAGAUGCCGGAGUGAGUCUUUCGAUAAUUCUUCCUUCAAUUCGAGUAAUAAAUAGCUAUAAGUUUUAAUUAACUAUUAUAGAAUUCAUUUUUUCAAAAAAUAUAGAUUGCAAUUUGCGAUAAUUUUUAUCAAUAUGAAGAAAGACACGUUUAUCAUUUAUUCUAUCGAGCACAAGAGUGACGAUGUGAAGAAAUUUAUUUGACAUUAAGAAAAAAGAAGUUUGGUUCUUCCUUUUACUGUCGUUGUCUUAGCAUGCUGCAGUGAGAGUACGAAGAGGAAACUCUUAAGUUCCUCCACGUUUACACAGAGGCCUACGCCGCGCUCGCAAGAUUCUCAUUUCGUCUUUGAUACGAAGAAUCGAUGUCGAUGCGGCGCGAAUGUUCUCGACGUUGAUUGUUUCGCGGCGAUUCACAAUCUCGCGUGUCAUAACGUUAAUAGCCCGGGACGCGCGGUACAAAGGACGCCGGAGAUAUAACGAUAAUACAUAUACAUAUAUUUUUUUGUUGGCAGAGAUACACCGUGUCCUGGAUAUUCUUGUUGACGUGUUGUGCGAAGCCGAGAGAGUUUGUCCACUUUGAGAAGAGAACAUAUGAAACUGAUCUAGUCAGUGUAUUAAUGUGGCGGCCUUAUCUUUUGUACGUUGUAGCAUUAAAGAACUUGUAGUGUUUAAGGUUAAAGUAACAAGCGUGAAAAUAAGCGUGGAAUAAAACCAGGUUCUUUCUGGUAACACGCGCGGUGUUUUUUCUUUUUCUUUUUCUUUUUUUUUCCUCUUGAACGUCAGGAUAUUUAUACAAUGGAAAACGCAAGAGUGAGAGCGUGCUAGAUAGUAUGAGUCGAGGUGCAUCGCGCCUGUUUGUAUGUAUGUGUGUUGCGGGAAGAAAGUGUAUACGUCCAAAACGAUAUAUAGAGUUAGCUACGACUUCCGCAUAUAUAACGUAAAAUCGUUUCGUCGCUCAGACGACGAGUCGAACCAAAUCUACGUUUUGUAGAGUGAUAGACUAAAUACCUUUUUACUUGUCGAAGUUCGCUCACGGGUUUACUCCAUAAGACUGUGCGUUCGUUAAUGUAAUACAUUGUAUGUAAGCAGAGAAGCUCGAAAUCGCGGUCAACGACAUUCGCAGUCUCUUCUUCCUCGUGUAUAAUGGGGAUGCGCGCCGAUGUGCGGAGUCUCUUUUUACGUUUCUUCCUUCUGUCCUUUUUAAUUUUCGCUCGUCGAGUCGAGACCCUCUGUUUCUCCUCGAUGCGCCAAUCGGUACCUGAACAGUCGAAGCGAAGGAAGGACUGCGAACGAGAUAGUUUCUUAAGCGUGCGGACAUAUCAGGAGUAUAUGGGCAUAUCCUGAGUUUCAACCCGGUCGAGAGGGCAAUAAAAAUGCGUGGUCGCGAAUGAUGGCAUUACGAGGUUACGUGUUGCGAGUGCGAAUGAGUGAGUGAGCGGGAAGAGCAUAAAAAAAUAAUAAGAAAGCGAAGUUGGCGGACCGAGUGGCGCAUUUUUAAAAAAAAAAUAUGGGUUAUUUAUUUUAAGUAAAAACAGUUAUAUUAAAGAUUAUAUAUCUAUAUAUAAAUCUAAAAAAUCGUCUCUUCCAUACUUCUCAACUGUUGUCUAGAAUCUACGGUUGUUACCGUUGUAGUACACGCAGUCCCAUCUCUUCUGGCUGUAUAUAACAUUAUACUAAAAGAGGGUACGCGCGAUACCUCGGACUGCCUCGUGGCUCUCCAUGUUGGUUGUCUAGAUAUAUACAACAAAAGAUAUAUACAACAAAAGUUUAAUAAUAAUGAGCAUUGGUGAAAGAACGCUCGAUUAUUAAAAUUCGAACAUAAAUAAGCGCGAGAAGAAGAAAAAAAAAGAAACAAUGGCGAUUGAGAGGGCGAUAAUAAUAGCUAUAAUACUUAAUAGUAAAAAGGCGAAGCUAUAUAUAUGUGUGUGUCGUAUAUAUAGCUAUGUAAAAAAUUCCUCCUAUAUAUACAAAGAUAAUAAAGUUAAGGGCUCCCGAUUUUUACCAGAAA
Linepithema humile (Argentine ant) is the source of this 7753-nucleotide messenger RNA. RefSeq names its product center divider (gene cdi). Gene Ontology annotation, cellular component: cytoplasm; nucleus. Lineage: Eukaryota; Metazoa; Arthropoda; Insecta; Hymenoptera; Formicidae. Gene Ontology annotation, biological process: protein phosphorylation; actin cytoskeleton organization. Gene Ontology annotation, molecular function: ATP binding; protein serine/threonine kinase activity. The record is from RefSeq and is a predicted model, not a curated record.